UUAAUACCGGUAGAAUGCGAUUAUCGGAUGCGAUUUUCAAGGUUAUCCGUAUAUGAGCUGCCAGUCAUAACUUAAUUGAACGACCAUGACCCUCGAAUGUCGGCGGGUAGAACAGCGAGUCGGUUCAUGUGCCGCGCAGAUAUGCCUUGCCUGCCUGUCGACCAUCUCUGCGGCCGUGCUGCUCCACCCACUGGCCAGCAUCACUCACCUCGGCAGCACGCGAUGGACCUCGGAGAUCGGAGACGCGUUCGGGACACGCAGGAUGGCUCCGCUCCGCUUCAGCCACUACGGAGACGACCGCGGUUCCGCGAUCGAGCUGGAACCCCUGACGGGAGAACCGUCGACGAAUGCCGGCUGCCUCGCCGAACCCGAGACGGACAGUGAUUGAAAAAUAGACUGCUGCAUCCUGACGUCACAUUGCAGUGGUGGCUGUGCUGAAACCACCUUCGCAAUGUUGCGAGCCCCGUGGAAGGCUGGGGCGCCUGAUCUUCUUACGCUGUUUUGCUCGCUCACUAUUGCCGUGUUUGUUCAUCGGUUAUGCGGUUUGUUCUGGAAUUCGCGCCACGUUUGAAGUAAAAAGCAGUUAAAAGUGAAAGCUUCGCGUGCCUCUUUCGCAU
Molecule: messenger RNA, 617 nt
Organism: Dermacentor andersoni
Lineage: Eukaryota; Metazoa; Arthropoda; Arachnida; Ixodida; Ixodidae
Source: RefSeq, a predicted model, not a curated record